Messenger RNA from Photinus pyralis (common eastern firefly), 936 nucleotides. RefSeq names its product exosome complex component RRP41 (gene Ski6). Bases 82 to 843 code for a protein of 253 amino acids. The transcript is spliced from 2 exons. Gene Ontology annotation, biological process: U4 snRNA 3'-end processing; nuclear mRNA surveillance; poly(A)-dependent snoRNA 3'-end processing. Lineage: Eukaryota; Metazoa; Arthropoda; Insecta; Coleoptera; Lampyridae. The record is from RefSeq and is a predicted model, not a curated record. Gene Ontology annotation, cellular component: nuclear exosome (RNase complex); cytoplasmic exosome (RNase complex); nucleolus.
GCAAACCAUUGUUGCAAACUAAUACACAUAACCUUUUUUUACAGCCUAAUAUUUUCCUGAGAUUUUUUCUUUCAGAAUACGAUGAGUAGAAAAGAAUUAUUAUCAAAGAUUGGUUUACGGCAAGACGGACGACGUGCCGAAGAAUUAAGAAGAAUUCGGUGCAAAUUAGGCGUUUUUACUCAACCUGAUGGCAGUGCAUACUUGGAGCAAGGUUUAACAAAAGUUUUAGCCGCAGUUUAUGGUCCACAUCAAGUACGUGGCGGUCGCUCCAAAGCACAACACGAUGCAGCCAUAAUUAACUGUCAAUUCAGCAUGGCCGUUUUCUCAACGGGUGAACGAAAAAAGCGUCCUCGGGGCGAUAGAAAGUCUACAGAAAUUUCAAUUCACUUGCAUCAAGCAUUACUGGCAGCUGUAAAGGUUGAACUGUACCCGUGGUCCCAAAUUGAUGUUUACGUAGAAGUCUUACAUGCCGAUGGAGGGGUGUUUCCUGCUUGCGUGAAUGCCGCAACUUUAGCACUGAUUGAUGCGGGAAUUCCGUUAAAAGAAUAUGUUUGCGCUUGCACAGCUAGUUUGGCUAACAACAAUGUUGCUAUGGUGGAUAUUUCAAACCAAGAAGAAACCCUUGGUGGUCCCGUUUUAACUGUUGUAGCUUUACCUAUGUCGGCAAAAAUUGUUCACAUGGAGAUGUCUCAAAGGUUUCACUUAGACCACUUACCGAAGGUGUUAAAUUUAGCACUUCAAGGCUGUAAAGAUAUAAAGGCAAUUUUAGAUGACGUAGUACGACAGCAUGUUAAAGAUAUAGGAAGCUCAACAGGAUGGUCACAAACAAAUAGAAAACAAUAGAUUUUUAAAUAAUAAUAAAUAAUGAUAUUGUAGUAAUGUAGAAAUUUUAUUUUUAUAUAAAAUAUAAUUAUAAUUAAAAUAGUGUGACAUCAA